Triplophysa rosa is the source of this 1599-nucleotide messenger RNA. RefSeq names its product G2/M phase-specific E3 ubiquitin-protein ligase-like. The record is from RefSeq and is a predicted model, not a curated record. Lineage: Eukaryota; Metazoa; Chordata; Actinopteri; Cypriniformes; Nemacheilidae. The transcript has 5 exons. Gene Ontology annotation, molecular function: ubiquitin-protein transferase activity. The coding region runs from base 92 to 1105 and encodes 337 amino acids.
UAUUUUAAAGGAGUUCCGCGAAGAAAAUUUGGACUGUUAUACCAGCAUAACUGUCAUAGCACGACGCAAACACAUUUUAAGAGGUGCAUGUAUGGUCUUAUCAAGAGGCUACUUUGAAUGGUACAAAACUCCCAAUAUUGAGUUUGUGGGAGAAAUGGCAGAGGACUAUGGAGGUCCAAGAAGAGAAUUUUUCAGACUCCUCAUGAUUGAGCUCCAAAGCACCCUUGGAAUUUUCGAGGGCAAACCUGGGGAGCUGCUCUUCAGCUACAAUCAAAAGGCUCUAGCUGAAAAUAAAUGUUAUACUGCAGGAAAACUGAUAGCCUGGUCCUUAGUUCACAAUGGACCAGGCAUCAGAUGCAUAAACAAGGAGCUCUUCCUGAUUAUGUGUGGCCAGAAACCCAACCUCACUAUGUUUGAUCUUGGAAAUUUCUUAGAAUGUGACGUUGCAGAAAAGCUGACAAAGGUUGUCAGGUGCAGCACUGCAGAGGAACUGAGAGAAUUUAAGAACUCUCUAGGAGACUGGAUUUGUGACUGUGGGGUGCCAAGCAUUUUCACAGCCUCAGUUAGUGAUCUGCCCACAAUUUAUGGGCAGUUAGUAACCCACUACAUCUACCACAGAGUGGCAAGUAUGAUCCAGCAGUUCACUGCUGGGAUUAACUCCUGUGGCCAUUUGUGGGAGGUGGUGCGUUCCAACUCGGUGGCUUUCCUCCCCUUGUUUACCAACACAAGAGGUAAUCUAAAAAGGAAUGAUGUCAAAGACCUUUUUGACAUUGUCUGGAGUACACCAGGGAGCAACAGACGAGACCUGGAGGAGGAGACUGUCUUCCAAUGGGAGUGCUGGCUAAUGUCAAUUCAAGAAGAUGUGGCCAUAUCUUUUGAGGAUCUUUUGGCAUUUGUCACUGCUGCAGAUUCUAUCCCUCCACUAGGAUUUCAGCAAAAGUGCCACACUGAAUUUUAUGAACAAGAAGAGCCAACCAGAAGAAUUCCUUAUGCAUCAACCUGUGCCCUGACACUCUACCUGCCAAGAGGUGUGAUUGAAGAGGAGGAAUUCAAAGAACUUAUGUUCACUGCAAUUAAAGGAUCUCUUGGUUUUGGAAAGGUAUAAGCAUGAACUUCUUAAACUUGAUUCAAGUAUUUUAAGUCACAAUGAGAUGACAAUUGCUAUAGAUAUAAAGUUCUGAGAUGUCUAUCAGUGCAUGUUGUUUUUUCACUGUUUGCCCCUCAUUUUCAAAUCAACAGUAAUUUCUAGCAAUUCCUCUCAACAAUGUGCUAUAUGCAUGCGUGACUUCCACGUUUCAUGGUCAGAACCCUCAGUGGUUUCCGGUUUGGUAACAGUGGGACGUUGCGACACACAGCAGUGGUAUACAGAAGUGCUGUUCUACUGUAUUUUAAAUGAUAAUUUUUGCAAGUUAACAUUUCGUUAUAACAUUCCAAUAUUGUAGAACAGCACUUCUAUAUACCACUGCUGUGUGCCGCAAUGUACAGCAUCUGCUAAAUGUAACUAUUUUUCCAUUUCUCUCUGCUCUAAAUCUCCCCAACCGGAAACAGCAGAGGGUUCUGACCGUGAAACGCAGAAGUCACGCAUGCAUAUAGCCCAUU